UCACUGCCAGGCGCCGGGCGGCACGUCGCCCGGGCCCUCGGCGGGCUUUUCGGGGACAAAGAUGGCUAUGGCCAGCGACUUCUACCUGCGCUACUACGUAGGUCACAAGGGCAAGUUUGGACACGAGUUUCUGGAGUUUGAGUUUCGGCCGGACGCAGUUUUUGCUGUUAUAGAUUGAAUUUUUUUCCACUUCCCACAGGAAAACUUAGAUAUGCCAACAACAGCAAUUAUAAAAAUGAUGUCAUGAUCAGAAAGGAGGCUUAUGUUCACAAGAGUGUAAUGGAAGAAUUGAAGAGAAUUAUUGAUGACAGUGAAAUUACAAAAGAAGAUGAUGCUUUGUGGCCUCCCCCUGACAGGGUUGGUCGGCAGGAGCUUGAGAUUGUAAUUGGAGAUGAACACAUUUCGUUUACCACAUCAAAAAUAGGUUCUCUUAUUGAUGUUAAUCAGUCAAAGGAUCCUGAAGGCCUUCGAGUAUUUUACUAUUUGGUACAGGACCUGAAAUGUUUAGUUUUUAGUCUUAUUGGAUUACAUUUCAAGAUUAAACCAAUCUAAAUUGUCUGUUUUUUCAGACUGUGUUUAUAUUUAAAGGGUGGGUGAGGGAGGGUUUGUCAUUUAUAAUAUUGGGGUUUUUAUGAAUGUGAAGCAAACUUUUUGUAUGCAAAUUGAAAGUAAGAAAAUAUAUAAACAGGCUUAAUGGUUAUCUUCCCUUGAGUGCAAGUGGAUUGGACAGUCCCCACACACAUUAAAUUCUGUAAAUGAAAGCCACCUUUUAUUGAAAUUUUGCUCCAAUAAAACGUAUCAAAGCCUGGAUGGACAGUGCUUUUUUUCCUUCGGGAGGGGGUAUCUGUGAUCCAUUUUAAAGAUAAAAAUUGUUCUAGGAGGUGCAUCCUGUGGCAGAGGGUCUUUCAUGUAGAAACAUGUAGCCAGAUUCCCAUCCAGUUGUAGAUGUUCUCUUGUUUCUACUGUACCUGAUGGGAUUUAAUUUUUUGGUGCUUAUAGAAGUUGUUUUUAGAAGGUUUUGGACUUUUUACAUUUGUGACAAACCCCUCAAGGAUUAUUCACAUUUAAAUGUUUUUGUAUAAGCAGUGGUUUCCUCAGGGUUACGAAGGCAAAGUCAGUACCCCAAGUUAGGCACAUCUUGUAUUAUGCCACUAUUCCCAUAUUUCACAAUAUAUAUAUUUUGUAUAUCUGUGGGAAAUAAAUGAGUUCUCAGCUCUAAAAAUUGUCUAAAAUUUAGACUUACAUGUCUGUGUGUGUGUGUAUUUAUAUCCUAACCCCUGAUGAACACAGAUCCCAGUCAUAUUUCUCAGUUCCCUUCAACCUCUUUCUGAUAGACUUGAUUACUUCUCCUGUUAGUAACUAAUGCACUAAUAUUCUGUCACUUUUCCAUGUGAACCUUCACUAAAAGUGUACAGUCCUGGUAGUCAUCAUCCACUUUGCCCAGGGACCUUAGGGUAGAAGAAUUGGUGUCGCCAGGACUCCUGAGCCGCUAGACUAGAGCAGCUCUGUCCAGUAAACUUCUGUGUGAUAAAAGAGAUGUUCUGUAUCUGAGUGGUCCAAUAGAGUAGCCACUGGAUACUACAUGAGGCUACUGAGUACUUGAGAUGUGGCUAAUAUAAUUGAAUAUAAACGUAGAAAACUGUUGAAAGAAUUGUAAAAUGAACACCCAUAUGCCAAUCUAGAUUCUAUGAUUAACAUUUCUCCUUUACUGUAAUAAGUCUGUUAUAAGUCUGUCCUGUUGUUGAUUUUUCAUUUAUGGGUAGAAUAGCUGGUAUAAUUGGUGCCAAUAGACUAUUUUUUUUAGUGCUAUUUAAUUUUUAUUAAAUUUAGAUAGCUAAGUGAAGUUUGUGGCUAUCUUUUGGACAGUGCAGCUAUAGAGCAUGGCUUGGUAGCUUGUUUAUGGUGGAGUGCUUCUGGUCCUUUACAUUGUAUUAAAAUGUGUGGCCAUCCUCUUCCGGUUUGCCAUGGAAAGUUACCUGAUCUCCAGAUUACCAUUGUGUAAGACAAUGCUUUCAUCCCCUUCAGGUCUCAUGAAAAUAAGCACAUUUCUGUUCAAGCUGUAGACCUUGUUGGAUUUGCAGUAUAAUUCUCUUAAACUAGAUGUCAACCUCAAGGAGAAAACUCCUGUGGGCCAACAAUUUUUGGUUGUUCCUCAAAAUGAUCAUUCUAUGGCUUUUAUUGGAUAAGACAAUCCACUCAAGACUGAGCAAGACUGGGGAGAAAUAGUCCUUGGGUUAGAAAGUCUUUAAUAUGUUAACUCUGUCCUCAUUCUUAACUUCCUCCUGGUGCUAAUUAUUAUGGUCUAUCCCCAGUAUCUAGUAUGGUUCUUGUAUUCAAACCAAGAUUGGAGAAUAGGUCAAGAUAAAUAUUUUAUAUGUUCUCUGAUAUUCUUGUACCUUUUUUGAACUGGCCCUUACUUCAUUGUAAGCUGCUGGUGGACAACCAGCAUUAAACAUUAAAUUUUGUACAGCACUAAUUUUAUGUGAAAUAGGAUUUCUGUAGCACUCAGGUCAGCAGAUGUCCUCUGCUCUCACUCCCCCCGCAAUGAAGAGACCUCUUGAAAUAAAUUUAUCUUUCAGCUGUUGAUUUUGCACCCCAUUCCCUCAUUUGCCCCUUCACGGGAUGGAGUGUCACUACCCAGCACCUUACACAGUUUUCUGUAUAGUAGAUGCUUUAUAAAAAUUUAUUCAACUGGCUGUCUUUUGUAUUUGCUGCCUUCAGAUUACUUGUCUUUGUAACUUAGUCUGAGGUGUAAGAGAUUCAUUUCUAUCGCUAUGGAUACCUUUCGAUUAUCACGAGUUUUUCACAUGAACAUACUCAUACUACAGUCCUAUAUUCAAACACACUGGAUAAGGAUGUGUCUCGGAUGUGGUGCAACUGUGAUCCUAAGUUCUAUGUAUUCUAGGUUGCUCAACCAAAGCAACAAAUAGAGCACAGCAAAGAGGAUGGGCGAGAAUCGGGGUGACCUGCCAGGCUCUUCUGUUUUAUUUACUCAUAUAUUUUUAUUUUGAGUUUCCCAGUUUUGUGCCUGUUACUACAGUUAAUGAGCGCAAGUAGAUAUUUCAUUGAUGUCAG
Messenger RNA from Hippopotamus amphibius kiboko, 3075 nucleotides. It is a transcript of the gene MAGOHB, whose product is annotated as mago homolog B, exon junction complex subunit. Bases 244 to 552 code for a protein of 102 amino acids. NCBI's taxonomy places the organism in Eukaryota, Metazoa, Chordata, Mammalia, Artiodactyla, Hippopotamidae. The record is from RefSeq and is a predicted model, not a curated record. Gene Ontology annotation, cellular component: nucleus; exon-exon junction complex; catalytic step 2 spliceosome. Gene Ontology annotation, biological process: RNA splicing. The transcript has 5 exons.